AUGAAGGCCAAAAAACAAGCCAGUAAAAAAGUAACAAAAAUCGUUAGCACAUCCGUGAUUCCGCUCUCACAGCAACAACACGUCCAACAACAGCAGCAGUCUACUAAUAAUCAAAGUUCGCUAUCUAUAUCUCGUAAUAAGCAUUGGAAAUAUAUCUCGUCUUAUCAUGGACCGUGGCUUCAGCUUCCUUUGGAACUACUCGAGUCGCUUUAUAUGAUCAAUAAUGAUAAUGUUGCCACCCCGCCACCACCAAUUGAUCCUAUCAUUUUUGGUAAUUUGAUAUCAAUUCGUCGAUUAGUCGAUGAAGCAGCCGAUUUGUCUGUUCGGGCCGCCUCAGGUGUAUCAACCACCGGAGGAGGGCCGACAAGAAGCUCAAUGUCUCACACACGGCAGCAUAGAAUGCGUGAGCUUGCAGUUAAUAAAUUAGCGCUUGCGUACCGAAUUGAUGAAAUUGCUACCGCGGUUGUAACAAUGCAGUCAGCUAGUGCAAUCGACGAAGUUGCUAGUAGAGUUUUAAAGAAAAAUUCAACGAAUUUAGAGGCGUUAUAUGUGAAUUUUUUUCAUGAAAAAAUUCCGUCGAGUAAUAUAGAUAAAAAAAUGGCUUGGUACGGUGGAUUUCCCAAAAAUUUGGCACCCAACCUAAUACUUUGCACCACUUUUUAUCCACCAUAUACAAGUAGAAUGCUAUCGCAAUCUACAUCCACCGACAUACUCGAUAAAAUCAUUGCCACUUCUCCGACGACUCCCGAAUUUUAUCGUACGCGCGGUGUUGUAAAGUGUUUUAAAGAAGAAUUUACCGGUGCUCUCCGAGAUUUCAAAACGGCUUUAGCACAUACAAAACACAGAAAACGAGUAAAUAACGUUUUGUUAGGGAAAAAAACAACACUUCCACUUCAUAACCACCAUGGCAAUGAGGAUGAUGAAUGUACAGGGACCGAGAGCCAAUUGUACUUUCUGCGCGCCGCAUGUUAUUUACAAUAUGCUAUUAGCUUAGUAGAUAAAGCCUUCCAAAAAGUUGACGGGGUAGAACAUAAAGAUGGUGAAGGAAGCGAAUUGAGAUUAGUAGCGGUUAAAAAAGGUAACAAUGGAACCAAUAAUCAAGGCUCUACUCCAAAACUUGAAGAAUAUAGAAAAGAACUCAUGCCGAUAAUGCAUCAAGUACAAAGUUUGACAAAACGUUCAAUAAGAGAUUACACUCAUUUUUUGGGGUUUUAUCCUAGUUCUUUACCACCAUUUUCAACUAGUGAUGAAGGCACAUCCAAGGCCGGCACCCCUAUUGCAUCACGAGAUUCGUCGCCAGUAAGAUCAUUUAAAGAUAAAGAUGAUAACUUAAGCCCAUCUGUUAAUAUUGUGGACCAACAGGUUGAUACAAAAACAACGGAUAGGAGUCGUAAACCUGUGGAAAAGGAAGCCAGCUUAUCUUCCGAUGUCGGAAGUACUAUUUCCAAUACGUCCGCUUCUAUGUCUAAAGACCAUAAUAAUAUCCAUCACCAUUCACAUCAUUUUCAUGGUUAUCAACCUCCUCACACUUUUGCUACAUAUCAUCCACUUUUAAUCGAAGCUUGGUAUGCUAUAGCCCUUAACUAUGUACUUAUCGGUGACCUUCACACUGGUGCUUUGUGGCAUGCUCGUAUCUCUGAAAUGCACGAAUGCAUUGAAGGUUAUCCAGUUUUUCUUCCAGCGCGAUCAAUGGCGCAAGCAGAUUACAUGGAAGUUUUAGAACCUUCUGCAGAAGAUGACAAAGAUACGAUAGAAGGAAAGAAACUCUCAGUAAAAAUUGGGAAAAAGUCCAAAAACGCCACGCACAAUAAAAAUGGAAACCCUGUUACUCCAGUUAUUGGUAUUGAUGGUCAGAGACAUCAUCCGUGUUGUCCUCUCGCACCUGGAAAUCAUUCAUCUUCUAAAGAAAAUAACUACAAUCAUAAUCAUACCUCUCCAAUUCCUCCCUCUGCUACUUCUAAUAAUAAUAGUUCCGGCGGUAAUUCUAAUGGUAAUUCCCAUAGUACAGCAGGCGUCAACACCAGUGGUAAUACAGGUGGACCAAGGCAGUAUCCAUUGCAUACGCAAAGGGCUGAUUCGGUUAUGAUGUGGCUAAGAGCUAUUAUCUUAAGACCGAAUAAUUUAUCUUGA
Cetraspora pellucida is the source of this 2130-nucleotide messenger RNA. The record is from the annotation of a GenBank genome assembly. NCBI's taxonomy places the organism in Eukaryota, Fungi, Glomeromycota, Glomeromycetes, Diversisporales, Gigasporaceae.